AUGCUUCUCUUCUGCCCCUGCUGCGCCAACAUCUUGACGGUGUCGGCACACCCAGAGACGGGCCGCAACCGGCUCGAGUGCCGCACCUGCCCGUACGAGUACGCCAUUGCUACGCCGCUCUUUAGCCGCCGGGAGUUUACACGCAAGGAGAAGGAGGACGUGUUCGGCGGCCCGGGCGCGUGGGACAAUGCGCAAAAGACCAAGGUGCAGUGCCCGGCAGAGGGCUGCGACGGCGGCGAGGCAGCGUUCUUCCAGGUGCAAAUCCGGUCGGCCGACGAACCGAUGACGAGUUUCUUCAAGGCAACGAACUCGCACUCAAUCUCGAAACGCGUCUGCAAGACAUCAGUGGUGGCGCCGUUAGCGGCCGUCGGCAGCGAGGGCGGCUCGUUGUUGCCGAAAGCAGAAGCCAUCGUCGGAGGAGAUAUAUCGUUGUGUGGAUUGUCGGUGGUAUUGGGUGAUCUCUGGCUCGGAUUGCGCGUGAUGCUGAGCUGUGCACAGACAGAUGUCGUUGCAAAUUGA
Molecule: messenger RNA, 519 nt
Organism: Sporothrix brasiliensis 5110
Lineage: Eukaryota; Fungi; Ascomycota; Sordariomycetes; Ophiostomatales; Ophiostomataceae
Exons: 3
Coding region: 1-519 (172 amino acids)
Biological process (GO): DNA-templated transcription; termination of RNA polymerase III transcription
Cellular component (GO): RNA polymerase III complex
Molecular function (GO): nucleic acid binding; zinc ion binding; DNA-directed RNA polymerase activity
Source: RefSeq, a predicted model, not a curated record